This is a messenger RNA of Myxocyprinus asiaticus (Chinese sucker), 2853 nucleotides long. It is a transcript of the gene fbxl3b, whose product is annotated as F-box and leucine-rich repeat protein 3b. Lineage: Eukaryota; Metazoa; Chordata; Actinopteri; Cypriniformes; Catostomidae. The record is from RefSeq and is a predicted model, not a curated record. Gene Ontology annotation, molecular function: protein binding. Gene Ontology annotation, biological process: entrainment of circadian clock by photoperiod; regulation of cell cycle; G2/M transition of mitotic cell cycle. Bases 220 to 1530 code for a protein of 436 amino acids. Gene Ontology annotation, cellular component: nucleus; SCF ubiquitin ligase complex; cytosol. The transcript has 5 exons.
CACAACACAUCGCCAUUUACCGGGAGCAGCCGCUUAGGAACUGGGUCAAGAGUCACAUUGACAAAUAUUCCAACCGAUCUUCACUAAACCGACCGAUCUCACCGCAUCGACCGGGAGCCAAUGAUUGUGUUUAAUUCGGUCGCACGGAGGAAGUAUACUAGUGCAGGUCCGGGCUGAUGCGACACUGACCUACUCACCGAAUCAACACAACGAUACAGAAUGAAGAGAGGACAGAAGCGAGGUGAUGAUGUGGAGGAGGGGGGCGGAUCUUCUCCAGGGCCGGGCCCCGGGGCUCCUGACGUCUUUAAGCGGCUCCGGCGGGGAGACCCUGAAGAGGAAGUGCUGGUGGACUGGGGUCUGAUGCCGCAGGAGAUCCUGCUGCAGAUCUUCCAGUACCUGCCGCUGCUGGACCGGGCCUUCGCCUCACAGGUGUGCCACAGCUGGAAUGAGGCCUUCCACAUGCCCGAACUCUGGAGAUGCUUUGAAUUUGAGCUCAAUCAACCAGCCAGCUCAUACCUGAAGGCCACUCCCCCCGACCUCAUCAAACAGAUCAUCAAACGCCACUCCAAUCACCUGCAGUACGUCAGCUUCAAGGUGGACAGCAGCACUGAAUCAGCUGAAGCAGCGUGUGAUAUUCUCUCACAACUGGUCAACUGUUCUCUGAAAACACUCGGCCUCAUCUCCACCGCUCGACCCAGCUUCAUGGAGCUGCCCAAAUCUCACUUCAUCUCAGCGUUGACGGUGGUGUUUGUGAACUCUAAAUCUCUGUCGUCAUUGAAGAUUGAUGACACACCUGUCGACGAUCCGUCACUCAAAGUUCUGGUGGCCAAUAACAGUGACACACUGAAGCUGCUGAAGAUGAGCAGCUGUCCACACGUGUCUCCUGCAGGUAUCAUGUGUGUAGCGGACCAGUGUCACGGUUUGCGCGAGUUGGCGCUGAACUACCACCUGUUGAGUGACGAGCUGCUGCUGGCACUGUCAUCUGAACGGCACGUUCACCUUGAGCACCUGCGCAUUGACGUUGUGAGCGAGAACCCUGGCCAACAUUUCCACACCAUCAAGAAGAGCAGCUGGGACGCCAUGGUGCGCCACUCGCCCAAAUUCAACCUGGUCAUGUACUAUUACCUGUACGAGGACGAGUUCGGGCCCUUCUUCCGCGACGAGGUGCCCGUGACGCACCUGUACUUCGGCCGCUCUGUCAGUAAGGACGUUUUGGGGCGGGUGGGGCUCACGUGCCCGCGGUUGGUGGAGCUGGUGGUGUGCGCCAACGGCCUCCGCCCCCUGGACGAGGAGCUGAUCCGGAUCGCAGAGCGCUGCAAACAGCUGUCGGCCAUUGGCCUGGGCGAGUGCGAGGUGACAUGCAGCGCCUUCGUGGAGUUUGUGAAGAUGUGCGGCAAUCGACUGUCGCAGCUGUCAAUCAUGGAGGAGGUUCUGGUGCCGGACAAUAAAUACGGUCUGGAUGACAUCCACUGGGAAGUGUCGAAGCACCUGGGCCGCGUCUGGUUCCCUGAUAUGAUGCCCACCUGGUAGAGUACAGCUCCAGGUCCGGAUUCAAAAUAGUGACCCACAAUGCCCCCCUCUGCCUCAAGCACACAUGACCUUUGCCCCCUGCAAGAGUGCAAAUGGAGUGAAUAUUCCAUUUGUGUAAUUGUUUUGUACGUUGCAACUGAAUAUCAAAUAAGAAUUGGCGAACGGUUUACAGUUUGUAGUUCUGUGUUUUCAAACUCUACACAGAAGUCACUCGACCGGCCCGUGUUUGGAUAGAUACUUUAAUUUGGAUUAAUUAAUUAAUACACUUAACCAUCACUUAACGAGUCUAAAGCUGGUAUUAGUAACAGCAUGAUUGGUUCUGCUUUUGCCCAGAUGACUAACAUCAUCAUAAACAGCACUGUAUUUCUGUACAUACGUGUCAUUUAUACUCUUCACUCUCAGCAGCUUUUACAGUAUGUUUGAUUUCCGGUAUUGUUUUAUUAUUUAGUAUGCAGUAAGUGUGUUUUUAAGGGGUCUUUCAGUGUGUGAUGUCAUAAUUCAAACACCUGUCGUUUGUGACGUUAAUGUCAGUCUGAUUGAGGUGAGAUUCAUUCAGUAAAUAGAUUUUGAAUUUAUGAACUGAUAUCAGUUUGCUAUAUUUAAAGCACUUUUACCAAAUGAAGUUUCACCUUGUUUAUCAUUUGAGGGAGUUCAAUGUAAUCGUUUUGAUUUGUUUAUUUGCUGUUGUUGUUUAUUUUAGAUGCCACUGAAUGUCAGUUGAUUUAAUUGCUGCUUGUGAUGGUCGAGGAGUUCAGUUGAUCAUGCUGAUAGUUCAUUUCUUGACUAGCAUUAGCUGGACCAGUCUGAAAAAUAGCGUGUUUUUUAGCGUGAUCUAAGCUAAAGCAGCAAAAUUUAUGAUCCCAUUGUUGUCAGAUUUUACUGCUAAUUUGAAAUAUGUUCUUUGAUCGUAAUCUUAAACAACCGUUUUGAAGAUUUUGCUCUUUCCCCAUUUAAGUAGAUAGGAGCUGCACUUUUAUUUGAAAAUAAUGCACAGGAGCGUUCCAAAGAUGACCACUGAGUGGACUGACUUGCCUUGAAAUGGACUAAGAGAAUAACAACUUGCGGCGCACACUACUGAUUCUGAAUGAUAUUAAAAUGAUGAGUAAAUUGCACAUCUGUGUUGAUUUAGCACCGCUGAAUUAUCAUCUUGGACGGCCCAUUUUAAACUCGGACGCUCUCAUGAGAAUAAAUAAACAGAAUUUCAGGCAUUUACUCUAUGCACAUGAUUUAAAUCAGUUUUGUUGAGGGUUUAUCAGAAUGAUGUCAGUCAAAAUUUGUUAACCCUUUAAGCUUGGACAAUAAAAUAAUAAUUGUCACAAAUAU